AUGUCUAUCGCCCAGUUAUCAUGGCGAAUGUUGUCACCGGGUUUUUGGGGUGAACGCAGAAGCUUUGCUAGAGAUGGCGAGGAGUGGGACUACAUCGUGGUGGGCGCGGGCGCGGCGGGCAGCGCGGCGGCCGCUCGCCUUGCGCUGGGCGGGAGUCGCGUGCUGCUGCUGGAGGCGGGCGGGGACGCCGGGCUCGUCAGCAAGAUGCCAGGAGCAACGUUUGCUCUAAGCGGCUCCGCCGUGGACUGGCACUACGCCACCCUGUCCAACAACAAGUCCUGCCUCUCCAACGUGGACAACAUGUGCCCCUUCAUCCGCGGCCGCUGCGUGGGCGGCUCCAGCGCCGUCAACUUCAUGAUGUACAGCCGCGGCAACCGCCGGGACUACGACUACAACCUCACGGGCUGGACCUGGGAACACCUCGAGCCCUACUUCCUGCGCUACGAGGGCCUCUACGAUUUGCAUCGCCUUCCCAAAUCCUCGGCUCGGUAUCACAACACGUCGGGUAUUAUACCGAUUGGCUUUUUCGGUGAUUCCGGUAAUCCUUGGCACGAGCGAAUCAUUGAAGCACUGGAAUCCCUCGACAUUCCUUACAAUCCCGACGUGAACGCGAAGUCUCAAAUCGGGGUCUCACAGAUACUCGGCUACGUUGCAGGCGGAGAGCGAGUGAAUAUAGCUAAAGCUUAUCUUGAACAAGAAGGAGUGAAGAAAACAUUGAAGUUAGUUAAAAACGCGAGGUGCACCGGCGUCAUUAUCGGCGAAGACAACGUCGCGAGAGGAGUGUCAGUUUUCAUCGAGCCCAAUACUACUUUGCAUUUGUAUGCGAAACACGAAGUAGUGCUGAGUGCGGGUGCGGUCGCCACGCCGCAGCUAUUGAUGCUGUCGGGCGUGGGCCCCGCGGAGCACUUGAGAGAGUUCGGGAUUCCCGUCAGAGCAGAUUUACCCGUCGGAGAAGGAAUGUCGGAUCACGUUUUACCAGUCGUAUACGUCCAAGUCGACGACGAGUACAAGUCCGAUUCACUGCUGUCCACCAUAGGCUCCAAGAGCUUCCGAGCCGCGCAGUGGCUGGCCACGCGGAGCGGGCCCAUGGCGUCAGUCGGUCUCACCGACGUCACCGCCUUCAUCAACACGGAGUGCUACAACUUCACGCAGCGGCGUCUGCUCCGCGACCGGCCCGAGUGCGACUUGCCGAACUUGCAACUGAUCCACGCGUUCGCCGACAAGGGCCUGGUGGGGCUGAUGCGAUCCGUAAUGCAGACGACGCUGUCGCAGCGGGACGAGGCGUUCGAGGAGAUCUUCUCUCACAACGAGGAGAGGAGUUUCAUAGUGCUGUCGCCCGUGCUGCUGCAGCCCGCGUCGCGCGGCCGCGUGCGCCUGGCGGGCGCCGACCCGCGCGCGCCGCCCGCCGUCGCGCCCAACUACCUGGACGACGACCGCGACCUGCGCGACAUGGUGCGCGCGCUGCGCUUCCUGGAGCACGUGGUGCGCGCGCCGGCGUACCGGCGGCACAACGCCAGCCUCGUGCGCCUGCGCGCGUGCGGGCGCGGCGCGGGCUACUGGGCGUGCUACGCGCGCCGCAUGUCGCAGUCGGGCCACCACGCCGCGGGCACGGCGGCGCUGGGCCGCGUGCUGGACGCGCGUCUGCGCGUGCGCGGCGUGCGGCGCCUGCGCGUGGCGGACGCGUCGGUGCUGCCGCGCCUGCCGCGCGGGAACACGGCCGCCGCGGUCAUCGCCAUCGGGGAGCGAGUGGCCGACUUUAUAACAGAAGAUCGUAGAUUACAGGAAUCGCUGCAGUAG
Messenger RNA from Pararge aegeria (speckled wood butterfly), 1797 nucleotides. RefSeq names its product L-sorbose 1-dehydrogenase-like. The transcript has 3 exons. The coding region runs from base 1 to 1797 and encodes 598 amino acids. Gene Ontology annotation, molecular function: flavin adenine dinucleotide binding; ecdysone oxidase activity. The record is from RefSeq and is a predicted model, not a curated record. Lineage: Eukaryota; Metazoa; Arthropoda; Insecta; Lepidoptera; Nymphalidae.